This is a messenger RNA of Solanum dulcamara, 682 nucleotides long. RefSeq names its product 60S ribosomal protein L23a-like. Lineage: Eukaryota; Viridiplantae; Streptophyta; Magnoliopsida; Solanales; Solanaceae. Gene Ontology annotation, molecular function: structural constituent of ribosome; rRNA binding. Gene Ontology annotation, biological process: translation; ribosomal large subunit assembly. The record is from RefSeq and is a predicted model, not a curated record. Gene Ontology annotation, cellular component: ribosome; cytosolic large ribosomal subunit. The transcript is spliced from 3 exons. Bases 81 to 542 code for a protein of 153 amino acids.
CGUCUUCUGUGAAAAAACCCUAAGCAGCACAUCGGAGAGCUUAUCUGAGUUUUGCAUUGUAGGAUUUCGAACUGUCUCUAAUGGCUCCAGCUAAAGAUGUAGCUAAAAAAGGUGACCCCAAAGCCCAAGCCGUCAAGGCUGCCAAGGCUGUGAAAUCGGGAUCAACCUUUAAGAAGACGUCAAAAAAGAUACGAACAAAAGUUACAUUUCAUCGACCUAAGACAUUGAAGAAGGACAGAAAUCCCAAGUAUCCCAGGAUUAGUGCACCUGGAAGGAACAGACUUGAUCAGUACCAGAUUCUUAAAUGUCCUCUCACCACUGAGUCUGCAAUGAAGAAAAUUGAGGACAAUAAUACACUUGUAUUUAUUGUUGAUAUUCAUGCUGACAAAAAGAAGAUUAAGGAUGCGGUGAAGAAAAUGUAUGACAUCCAGAUAAAGAAAGUCAAUACGUUGAUCAGGCCUGACGGAACAAAGAAGGCCUACGUGAGGUUGACACCAGACUAUGAUGCUUUGGAUGUGGCAAACAAAAUUGGAAUUAUCUAAACACGUUAAAUGGUUUGUGUUUUCUGAGUAUGAGAAUUUAGAAUUUCUGAACUGAAUCGCCCAAAUAUUAUUCAAUUUUGACAGUUGAAUUACAAAAUGAUGUACUGUUCCAUAUAAAAAUUUCAAACUUGUAUUAUUUA